AUGGGACUGAUACCCGAGACAUUCAACCAUCCGUACCUGCUAAAUAAUACGUGGUUAUCAGUCGACAUUGCAGAGGAGAGAGGCGCCACGCGCAUGUAUCCCGGCUCUCACAACAAGCAUGUCGCACUUUCUGCUUUCAACCAAGUCUUGCCGCCACCGCGCCAGCGGGCACAUGUGUCCUCUUGGACUGUUGUACCUGGCAGUCUACCGGCGUCAACACAUUCAAUACGACGCGACAAGUUGUUAUCCCCGCUUCCUGUCGUUUGUUUGCACUUCACAAAGAAGUGCCCGACUUCGUGCAUUUCAAAACCAAGGCGAACUUAUCCGAUCAACAUUUAUGACUUCUGGGCUUGCGCGUACCUUCGAGAGAGGGCAAGCGGGUACAAGUGUACGCUGUCUUUGAAUACCCUAGAGCCGGUCCUGCGAGGUCGAAAGCACCGCAUGAUCAUGGAUCGCGAGUUUCACUCGCACAACUCUUCUCCUUGA
Colletotrichum gloeosporioides is the source of this 486-nucleotide messenger RNA. RefSeq lists its product as uncharacterized. Bases 1 to 486 code for a protein of 161 amino acids. NCBI's taxonomy places the organism in Eukaryota, Fungi, Ascomycota, Sordariomycetes, Glomerellales, Glomerellaceae. The record is from RefSeq and is a predicted model, not a curated record. The transcript has 2 exons.